Molecule: messenger RNA, 413 nt
Organism: Pyricularia grisea
Lineage: Eukaryota; Fungi; Ascomycota; Sordariomycetes; Magnaporthales; Pyriculariaceae
Exons: 3
Coding region: 1-264 (87 amino acids)
Source: RefSeq, a predicted model, not a curated record
AUGGCACAAGCCAACGCCGACAAUGAUCUCAUCAUCAUCAAAUCCCCUCACAAGGCAGCGUGGACUACAAACGCAAAAGCCGAUGCAGACGAUCUGAACAGCGACGACGGUUGGCGCACCACAGCAUACGACAAAUCUGUCGGGAGUUCGGGGCCUGCUUCGCGGUCAUUUAUUUUUUUGGCUAUUCUCGAGUACAAAGCCGAUGCUGCCGGCGGCGACGCACCAUCGACACACCCUCAGUCCUUCGUCAAGCGUAAUAAUUAAGCCUUGUCAUUGCCGCGAAUGGCGCAAGCUGUUUCGUGGGGGAGGGGAAGAAGGUCCGUCGCUAUACGUUGCCUGCAUGACCCAGGACGCCAUCGCUUUUGCAUGGAAGAGGAACAGCCUAUGAUGAGUUUUGCAUGUGAACUUAACCA